This is a messenger RNA of Zasmidium cellare ATCC 36951, 1914 nucleotides long. RefSeq lists its product as uncharacterized. NCBI's taxonomy places the organism in Eukaryota, Fungi, Ascomycota, Dothideomycetes, Mycosphaerellales, Mycosphaerellaceae. The transcript has 3 exons. Bases 1 to 1914 code for a protein of 637 amino acids. The record is from RefSeq and is a predicted model, not a curated record.
AUGGCUACGCAGCUGGAGACUCAGACUGAAACAUCCCUUGCUCUAAACACCACUCGUGACACCCCACAAUCCACCACGGAACCGUCGGCGAAUACUCCAAAAGAGAAGCUGCAGUUCAGCACGUUGUCAAAAGAGAUCAAAGAGCUGGUCGUCGAGCGGGUUAUACGUCCGUCCGACCUCAAGAACGUCUGUCUCGUAAACAGGGAACUACACGAAGUCGCCGUUCGCUACCUCUAUCGAAAUGUCUCCCUCGACUUGGGCAGUUCCAACGAUAACCGGCUGUCCGCUUUUCUGAGCCCCAAGAACAUCGGUCUCAAACACAUCAAGCAGUUACGUCUGUAUCUUGCCUCCGUCUACGACAAAUGCAAUCAAGAGCAACAAGCGCAGUUUGCGGCUCGCAUGAUACUAGAGUUCCUGCCUGAAGAUACUCUAGAGGAGUUCAGGUAUGCACGACAGUCACCUCCACCAUAUGAAGAAGAAGACGAGCUGGAUAGUUGGUGCCCAUGGAAGCCGUUCUCCACUGGCAACCUCAUCUUGCUCUACAAGAAGCAGCGCAAGAUGAAAUGGCUCGAGGUUAUGGACCUUGACCGUGAUGCCCUUCCAGAACUCAAGAAGAACGCUAAAAUGCAAGAGACCAUGUUCAAGAACGCCCGAAAGCUGGCUUUGUACCCAGAGAACCGCGAGACGCUCAACCUAAGCGGAUUCUACGUGGAAAAGACCAAGGAUCAGCUGGAGGAAUUGAUCGUUCAUUGCAACUUCCCAUCAGACGGCUCGGACAGUCGAGAACUCAACGAUUCCGCGACUGCUCCUGGACUUGUCUCGAACACCAUCUUCAGCUGCAUGACGCCCUUCGACACUUGCACCCCUUUCCAGAACCUCAAGUCAUUGCGACUACACCGGAUCAGUCUGAGACAUUGCGGGGAUACAUGGUGCAAGUUCGUCAACUUCCACAACAUGCAGUAUUUGCGUGUCUAUCACUGCCCAGGCGCAGACUCAUUGUUCGGUCAGCUGAGCAAGUCAACUCAUCUCCCGAAACAGCUGAAAGUACUGGAGUUCCAGCAUCGAGAUAACUCAGAGAACGAAGCACUCAUCGCUCUAGACGGAUUCUUGUGCUUAGUCUCCGGCCUACGUCAUCUCGUCCUCGAUCUCGAUCACGUCAAGGCGUUGCCGGCCGCAGCUGGCAUCGCCAAGCACGGCAAGACUCUUGAGUUGCUCAAUGUGCACUGCACGUCAGAAGGCCACACAAAUCCAAUCACAUCGACCGAGUGCGAUACAGAUGAGCUGAUUUGGGACUUUGAGGAUUUCGAGAAGAUCUGCAAAGCCUGCAAGGAUCUGGAGCAGCUGUCUUGCGCAUGGCCGCAUACCAGCCUCAUCCGAAGUCCGAGCGAUGACUGGAGGUCUUUUGAGAAUGCUUGCGGUCAUUUGCGGAAUAUGGUCACGUUACACAUCUCGACGUGGCCGAGCAACAAACCGUCCACGCAACUUUUGCCACGCCCGGUGUAUGAGACGAUGUUGCAGGCAUUGGCGCAAAGAGGAUUUGAAUUGGCUGCUGGACAGCACUCAUCCUCAAACAUCUCACCGCCUCCAAGUAUCGACGGCGACGAUUCUGAGAGCAACACCACAGAGUCCGAGCCGUUGCGACCAGCCAAACUCCGCGUCAUUGCUUUUGGCACAUCAGACAAGAUCUACGAGCGCGAAGAUUCCAAGAAUCAGUUCAUCUUCGUUCGAUCGACCUGCUACGACGCAGAAGGCAAGCCGAAGGUAUAUGCAGCGCCGGUGGGUUGGUGUUUGAGGCAGUUCGUGGAGCCGAUAAGCGACGUUCUCGACUUCGUAUUACACCAAAGCGACCGAAGCAACAAGCCGCCCUGUCGCGAUCAUCGGGAUACCAGCGCUUGGGGAGACGAGGACGAGUAA